GAGAAAAGGCAACAAAUUCUUAAUGAGAUGAGAACAUUAUGUGAAGCAAGUUGCUAUCCUGGUUUAGUUGAAUUCCAGGGUGCAUUUUACAUGCCUGAUUCUGGACAAAUAAGCAUUGCCCUUGAAUACAUGGAUGGUGGCUCUUUAGCAGACGUUAUAAAAGUCAAGAAAUCAAUACCAGAGCCAGUUCUUGCACAUAUGCUACAGAAAGUGUUACUUGGCCUGAAGUACUUGCAUGAAGUAAGACAUCUAGUGCAUAGAGAUCUAAAGCCAGCAAAUUUACUGGUAAACCUUAAGGGCGAAGCAAAAAUUACAGAUUUUGGUGUAAGUGCUGGUUUGGACAAUACAAUGGCUAUGUGUGCUACCUUUGUAGGCACUGUGACAUAUAUGUCACCUGAGAGAAUCCGCAAUGAGAACUACUCCUAUGCUGCUGAUAUUUGGAGUCUUGGACUAACGAUAUUGGAGUGUGCUACUGGUAAAUUUCCAUAUAAUGUCAACGAAGGCCCAGCCAAUCUCAUGCUACAGAUACUCGAUGAUCCAUCACCAACACCACCAGAAGAUGCCUAUACACCAGAAUUUUGUUCCUUCAUAAAUGAUUGCUUGAGGAAAGAUGCUGAUGCAAGGCCUACAUGCGAGCAGCUUUUGUCACACGCAUUUAUCAAGAGGUAUGAGCAAACUGGUGUGGACUUGGCAGCAUAUGUCAGGGGUGUUGUUAAUCCAACAGAGAGAUUAAAGCAAAUAGCAGAGAUGCUUGCUGUUCAUUAUUACCUCCUUUUUAAUGGCUCUGAAGGACCUUGGAAUUAUAUGAAGACAUUCUACAAGGAGGAAUCAUCUUUCAGUUUUUCAGGGAAUGUGUAUGUCGGACAAAGUGCCAUAUUUGAUACUUUAUCAAAUAUAAGAAAGAAGUUGAAAGGUGACCGGCCUAGAGAAAAAAUUGUUCAUGUUGUUGAGAAGCUACAUUGCCGCGCGAAUGGGGAAACAGAAAUUGCUAUCCGUGUGUCUGGAUCAUUCAUCACGGGCAACCAAUUCCUGAUAUUUGGUGAAGGGUUGCAAGCUGAAGGGAUGCCCAGCUUGGAGGAAAUUGAUAUUGACAUUCCAAGCAAGCGGGUUGGCCAGUUCCGGGAGCAGUUUACCGUGCAUCCAGGGACUUCCAUGGGAUGCUACUACAUAGCAAAGCAAGAUCUCUACAUCGUCCAGUCAUGAAAACAAUGUAUAAAGUGUAAGUGAUGUUCCGGUUUGUGCCGUCAAUGAUUCCAGUUCAUGAUGAAAGCUAUGUCAUGGUUUCCACUUCUCGCGGCCCCAUAACUUCGACAGGCUUCAGAUCACAAUGCAGUCCUGCUACCAUUGACAUUGAUUCCAUUUCUUCUCGAUGCGAGCAAACAAACUUGUAGCUGAAACAUAACUUAAUUAUUGUUUGUAAGGUGGUAAGGAGAAUGAAGCGAUUCUAAUGAUUGUUGUGCAUAGAUCGAUACUCUUGACACAUGGCACGGUUUUA
Molecule: messenger RNA, 1495 nt
Organism: Triticum aestivum (bread wheat)
Lineage: Eukaryota; Viridiplantae; Streptophyta; Magnoliopsida; Poales; Poaceae
Product: mitogen-activated protein kinase kinase 3
Biological process (GO): MAPK cascade; protein phosphorylation
Molecular function (GO): ATP binding; MAP kinase kinase activity
Source: RefSeq, a predicted model, not a curated record